Messenger RNA from Epinephelus moara (kelp grouper), 6526 nucleotides. RefSeq names its product YLP motif containing 1 (gene ylpm1). Gene Ontology annotation, cellular component: nucleus. The record is from RefSeq and is a predicted model, not a curated record. Lineage: Eukaryota; Metazoa; Chordata; Actinopteri; Perciformes; Serranidae. Gene Ontology annotation, biological process: regulation of telomere maintenance.
UAACAUAAAAAAAGAACUACCGGAAGUGGUCACCGGAUUACUUGUGACGUAUUUCCGUCAUCAGUGAGAGAAUGCGUCGCACUGUAGCAUCAGUAACUCAAUGAUAUAACCGUUUCUAAACGUUUUUGUAACUUAUUUUCACAACGAUAGAGGUAUUCAUUUAUUUCUCUAACGGAUAACAGUGUCUCGCUACAGAGUUGGAGUUCAGUCUCUUUGUUUAAUGCGCUCUGUUCUGGUCGGGAAAUGAAAAUGUAACGUUGAGUAGGUUAAUGCUAGCUGUUAGCUUUUAGCCUCUCAGGCCCGGCUGAAUGUGAACACAAAGGCCGCGCGCACCGCCUCGCCGUUUCAGAGUCACGAUAAGGAUCAGGUUACUGAUUCUGCUUUUUAACAAUGUUUCCCUCCUGGGGAGGCUAUGGGGCACCCCCGUCACAAAACUUUGGAGGGCCUGGGCCCCGGAAGCAACCUGGCGGCGGCCACGCAGGACCGACAUCGGGUUUCGGCGGCUUCGAGGCCCCCUCCUCCGGCGGCUCCAUGUUCUCCAGCCUCCAAGAGCAACACCUCCAGCAGAUGCAGCAGCUGCAGAUGCUGCACCAGAAACAGCUCCAGUCUGUGUUACAGCACGGCAGCAAUGAUAAUGCGUACGGUGGUGGACACCCGGGCGGAUAUUCAGGACCAUCUUGGCAUCCAGACGGCGGUGCUGGACCUCCGCCGUACUAUAUGCAGGACGAGAUACCUGCUCAGCUGAACAGAGGUCCCCCUGCACCUCCGGCGGGACACCCACAGCCUCCUCCCCUCCCACCGCAACCGCAGCCCAGCGAUCCUCAGCCGCUUCCUCCCCCUCCAGAACCCCCGACAUCCAAACCACCAGAGAACAACAGUGCUCCCAAAGCCAAAGAGGUCAUCAAGAAAGAUCCACCCACAGUAGAGGAAGACAUCUCCUUACCUUUGCAGGAGCAACAGCAACUUUGGUACAAACAACAUCUUCAAAAUCUACAGAAGUUAAAACAAGAGAAGGCCAAACAGAAUCAGAAAGACAGUGAUGGUCCUGUGCCACCACCCCCUCAAAGCCAAGCUGUGCCUCCUCUCCCUCCAUCAGAACCGCCAAAAGGUGCACCUCCUCCACCCCCUCCGAAAGAGGAGCCCCCAGCACCACCUCCACCUCCUGAGGAUACAAAGCCCGAGGUCCCACAAGACCCAGAGGAGGCUGCCCGCCUGCAGCAGUUGCAGGCUGCAGCAGCACAGUGGCAGAAGGUACAGCAGCAGAGAGCAGGCUUACAGUACCAGGCUCUUAUGCAACAACACGAAAAACUUCAGCAGAUCCUGGAAAAGUACCAACAGCUGAUUCAGCAACCUACAAACUUACAGUCAAUGUCUCCUGAAAUGCAGCUGAGGCACUAUGAAAUGCAACAGCAGCAGUUCACCCCUUUAUUCGGGGACUGGGAUCGCUCCUUCGCCCUGUGGUACGAGCAGUUCCAGACCUAUCCCCACAAAGACCAACUGCAGGACUAUGAGCGCCAGUGGAAGCAGUGGCAGGAGCAGAUGAACGCGACCAAUGCCCACCUUCAAGAGAGGGUGGCCACCCUCACUGCCAUGGUGCCAUUCGCCUCAAGCCAGUAUAGUAGCGGGAUGAUGGGACAGUUUGGCCAGUACCCUGGACAAGACAUGCAUAUGCAGCAGCAGUCAGCAAGCCUGGGUGUGCAGCAUUCCCCAGUUGGUGUUGGUCCCAACGCUCAAGGUCCACGGUCUGCUGGCUUUGGGCCACAUUCAGAACCACCUGCUGGUCCUCCUGUGAGAGGAGUGGGCCCUGCAGCCAUGGGAGUCAGACCUCCAGUGCCCCCCACCAUUCAGCCACCAAGCGUCAACAGCAUCAGAGGUCCACGUCCUGCUGGUCCCACCGGAAACAAUGCUGGUUUUGAUGGUCCUCCAAGAUUUGACCAGCCACAGCAGCGCUUUGAUGCUCCCCCAAGGUUUGACCAACCACAGAACCGCUUUGAAGGUCCCCCAAGGUUUGAUCAACCACAGCAGCGCUUUGAUGGGCCCCCAAGGUUUGAUCAACCACAGGCACAGCAGCGCUUUGAUGGGCCCCCAAGGUUUGAUCAACCACAGCAGCGCUUUGAUGGGCCCCCGAGGUUCAACCAACCACAGCAGCGCUUUGAUGGCCCCCCUCGAUUUGACCAACCAAGGCACCGCUUUGAUGGUCCCCCCAGGUUUGACCAACCACGGCAGCGCUUUGAUGGUCCCCCCAGAUUUGACCAACCUCGAUUUGGGGGGCAGCCCAGGUUUGAACAGCCCCAAAGGCUCCCUGUCCCCCAGCCUCUAACUGAACGCCCACCUGUGCCCCAGCAAAAACAACAGCAAGGUCCCCAGCCUAAGGCACAACUUGCCCCUAAACCACCAGCCAGUAUGGAUUCUAAGACUCCUGGAAAGGCAGCGGGGCCGCCACAGUCUGAAAAAGAAAAAGUCAAAUCAGAAUCAGGUGGUAAGGCCAGUGCUGACGACUUGACAGAUGACAACUUGCUUGGAGCUGAAGGCUUUUUUGUCCAAGAUGACCCUAUUCCUCAGACAUUACAAACAAAACCUGAGGAAUCAGAUGACAAAAAUGCUUCUAUCAAUACCGAAAAACCAAAACCUGGUACAGACAAGCCUCCUGUAACUGCUCCUUCUACUGUAGUAUCAAAAAAUACUGCUCCACAAAAUUCCCACAAACCAGAGGGACCAUUAACAAACAACAAACCCCAAUUGCUUCCAAAGCCCCCUGGAAUCCAACAGGACCCACAAGAUUCUGUCCAUAUGCAGUCAAGGCCAGAUCCUACAAGGCCUCCUCCUGGAAGGGGACGAGGCCAGCCCCCAGUGCCUGUCCAAAUGCCUGGACGAGGACGUGGGCAAAGGGUCUGUGAAGAGUUUAGGGGGCCGAAUACUAUGCCACAUGAGGAGGAUAUGGAAGAAAUGUCUUAUGACUACGUGCCACCCGAGGAGAACUUGGAGAUGCAGGAAGAGGAGGAAGACUAUCACUGGCACGAUCCUUCAUACGAGGAGUGCGGUGAUGAGGAAUCGGAGGUGCCCCCUGAAGAAAUGUGGACAUCAGAUGGACAUCACUACUCGACAGAGGAAGAGUAUUAUGAAGAACCAAUCGGAGGACCUCCUAUGGGGAGAGUAGGGCCCCCAAUGAUGAGAGGAGGGCCCCAUAUGGGAAGGGGAGGCCCACCUAUGGGCAGAGGUGGUCCUCCUAUGGGUAGAGGCGGACCCCCUAUGGGUAGAGGCGGACCCCCUAUGGGUAGAGGUGGGCCACCUAUGGGUAGAGGUGGGCCACCUAUGGGUAGAGGAGGGCCACCUAUGGGUAGAGGGGGUCCACCAAUGAGUAGAGGGGGACCUCCAAUGGGUAGAGGGGGACCUCCAAUGGGAAGAGGGGGACCCCCCAUGGGUAGGGGAGGACCCCCAAUGGGAAGAGGAGGACCACCCAUGGGUAGAGGAGGACCACCUAUGGGUAGAGGAGGACCACCUAUGGGUAGAGGAGGACCACCUAUGGGAAGAGGAGAGCCAGUGGAGAUACACUGGGAAGAACCUGAGUCAGCAGAAUACUCAGAGGAAGGGGAUCCUUACUGGGGAGAAGGGAGACCUCCAAUGAGAGGCAUGAGACCCCCAUUUCCACCCGGCAGGGGUCGUCCUCCACCUGGACAUCCUGGUUUCAUGCACCCAGGAAGAGGACGCCCCCCUCACCCAGCACAUGGGCCAAUGGAUCACGAGUCAUUAGGUCAUGGAAUGGAAAUGGAUGAUACUGAAAUGGAUCCAGAAGGGUACCAUGGACAUGACCCUCAUAGCCAUCCGAUGCAUCCUGAUGCAGGAAGAGGCAGGCGUCGUGUACCACCGCCUCACGAAAUGAUGGAUCCUAUGGAGGAGCCAUUGUACGAUGAAGGCAUGGAGAGAGAAUUGGAGUGGCAGCCGCCACAUGGCAGAGGCCGUCCUCUGCCUCCACAUGAGAUGAUGGAUUCCGGAGGAAUGAGGAGGAGACCUAUGGGUCGAGGGAUGGCAAGAGGCAUGUGGCGGCCAGCUCCAACACAUGAGGAAUAUGAAGAAAGACAUAGUGAGGGUUUUGUAGCGGACUAUGGUCAUGGAGAAGAGGGGUAUCGCUGGCGGCCACCAAGGGACUAUCCUCCUGAUGACUUUCGGCAUGAGGGCAAGUACUAUGAGUCUGAAUGGGACAGUGAGCGUCCUCCUCCUGAGAGGGACUAUCCCCCUCGCAUGCCGCCACCUGAGCCCUACAGAGAUGGCCAUUGGCCAGAGGAAAGAGAACGAGGUCGCCCAUAUCCUUAUGAUGAACAUGACAGGGAAAGAGGGGAACUUAGAAUUUGUGAGUAUAGGGAUGAGCCACCGUACCGACAAGAAGAACCACCAUACCCACCACCAGCACCGCCUUCAGAAUGGGAUAGACCUUCAAGAAUUCCUCUACCACCAGAGAGAGGGUAUUCUGCUGACUAUGAGGAUCGCAGAGCUCACUAUGAUGAGCGUAAAGAAGAGCCUCCUUUGGAUAUACGGACACCUUUACCUCCCGCUGUACCUGUCACAAAUCCUCCAGAGAGCUCCGUUGAUCCGACAUCUCAAGGACCAAGUGGAAAUGUACUUGCUCUGUCCCAGCGUCAGCAUGAGAUCAUCUUGAAGGCUGCUCAAGAGUUGAAACUUAUAAGGGAAUUGCAGGAGGGGAAGACACCUGGUGCUGAACCUCAGUCUGCACCACCUGACAUCCUGUCUGAGCUUCCUGCUGGUCUUCUUGGUUUGGAGAUCCCACCAGACGUUAGGAAUGUUUUGAAGGGAAUCGGUACUACUGCUCAGACAGCUGUAACUGAACCUGUGUCCUGGGAUCCUAAACCUGCUGCAACAGAUUAUCAGCCAUCUCUCUCUGUAUCCACAACUCCACUGAUUCCAAAGACUGUGGAUUAUGGGCAUGGGCACGAGCCCGGAGCCACUGUUGAGCGAAUCUCUUAUGGUGAGAGAAUUAUAUUGAGGCCUGACCCUGUGACAUCAGACAGGGGCUAUGAGAAAGAACCUCUCAGAGAUCCUUAUGGCAGAGACCCUUAUUACGAAAGACGAUCGGACCCCUAUUUGGACCGCCGGGAUUACAGCAGAGAGAGGGAAUUAUACAGAGAGAAGCCACCUGAAUAUGAAAGAGAAAGAGAAAGAUAUGAGAGGGAGCGCUAUCCGCCACGAGACAGAGAUGACAGAUCUCCACUGGUACCUUCUUCACGCUCAGGAUACAGGGACCGAGAGCGGGAACUUCGGGAGAGGGACCGAAGUGGGAGUCGUGAUCGUGACGAACAUUAUGGAAGGCCUGGCUAUGACAGACCUCCAUACGAGCGCAGCGGACUCGACCGCGGUGUGCCUGAGCGUUACGGCCAUAGCUCCUCACCUUACAUAGACAGGAGAAGUUACCAAGACGACAGAGGGCCUCCCCCUGCACCUGCCCUUCCGCCUCCACCUCAGCCGCCUCCACGAGUCGAGAAGAAACCAGAAAUCAAGAAUAUUGACGAUAUCCUCAAACCACCUGGCAGAUCAUCUCGACCUGAAAGGAUUGUCAUCAUCAUGAGAGGCCUUCCAGGAAGUGGAAAAAGCCACGUUGCAAAGCUCAUACGGGAUAAGGAAGUUGAUUGUGGCGGCGCACCUCCAAGAGUUCUUGUUUUGGACGACUAUUUCAUGACGGAGGUUGAGAAAACUGAGAAAGACCCAGACACGGGGAAAAGGGUCAAAACCAAGGUUCUUGAGUACGAGUACGAGCCGGAGAUGGAGGACACGUACCGGAGCAGCAUGCUGAAAACGUUCAAGAAAACUCUGGAUGACGGCUUUUUCCCCUUCAUCAUUUUGGACACUAUUAAUGACAGGGUUAAACAUUUUGAUCAGUUCUGGAGCGCAGCUAAAACAAAAGGCUUUGAGGUGUACCUCGCUGAAAUCACCGCAGACACACAGACUUGUGCGAAGAGAAACGUCCAUGGGCGCACACAAAAGGAUAUAACGAGGAUGGCCAACAACUGGGAGCCUUCGCCACGUCAUAUGGUGCGCUUGGACGUCCGGUCGCUGCUUCAGGAUGCUGCUAUAGAGGAGGUUGAAAUGGAGGACUUUAAUCCUGAUGACGAGCCCCAGGAGCAGAAGAGAGAGGAGGAAGAAGAGAGUGAUAUGGGCUACAUUCCAAAAAGCAAAUGGGAGAUGGACACGUCUGAGGCAAAACUUGACAAGUUGGACGGUCUGGGGAGCGGUGGGAAGAGGAAGCGUGAAGACAUGGCAGACCUGGAGGACUACCUUCAGCUACCAGACGACUAUGCCACACGUUUGUCCCAACCAGGAAAGAAAAGGGUUCGAUGGGCUGAUCUUGAAGAGCAGAAGGAAGCGGAUCGAAAGCGUGCUAUCGGCUUUGUGGUGGGUCAAACAGACUGGGAGAGAAUAACGGAUGAGAGCGGACAGCUGGCACAAAGAGCUCUCAACCGUACCAAGUAUUUCUAAGAAGAUAAUCGUAUCCCCCCCUUUUCCCCUUCAUGGAAAG